Messenger RNA from Brassica napus (rape), 1602 nucleotides. RefSeq lists its product as uncharacterized. NCBI's taxonomy places the organism in Eukaryota, Viridiplantae, Streptophyta, Magnoliopsida, Brassicales, Brassicaceae. Gene Ontology annotation, molecular function: nucleic acid binding; RNA-DNA hybrid ribonuclease activity. The record is from RefSeq and is a predicted model, not a curated record. The transcript has a single exon. The coding region runs from base 1 to 1602 and encodes 533 amino acids.
AUGAGGAAGUCGAAACGGGAAGUCCUAAGGCUAACCGGAAGAGUCGCGGCCUUGAACCGUUUCAUCUCACGCUCGACGGAUAAGUGUCUUCCUUUCUACGACACGCUGAAAGAGAAUAAGAAGUUCGAAUGGUCGGAGGAAUGUGAGAAAGCUUUCCAACAGCUAAAACGUUACCUAGCCACUCCUCCCGUCCUCGCAAAACCAUUGGAGGCAGAACCCUUGUUCUUGUACAUCGCAGUCUCCACAACAGCGGUAAGCGGCGUUUUGAUUAGAGAGGAACGCGGUGAGCAAAAACCAAUCUUCUACAUAAGCAAAACGUUACUGGACGCUGAGACUCGGUAUCCCCUGAUGGAGAAACUAGCAUUCGCAGUUGUGACAUCGGCAAGGAAACUCCGGCCGUACUUUCAGUCGCAUACCAUAAUAAUCCUCACCACCUUCCCCCUGCGAACGAUCUUGCACAGUCCGAGUCAGUCAGGACGACUCGCAAAAUGGGCAAUCAAACUAAGCGAGUACGACGUGGAGUACAGCCCAAGAACCUGCGCAAAAUCUCAAGUACUAGCAGACUUCUUGAUAGAAUUGCCCAAGGGGGAUAUAACAAACACGGAACCGGACUCAACCUGGAUCCUUCACGUCGACGGAUCAUCGUCCAAACAAGGAUCCGGGAUCGGAAUCCGGCUCACGUCUCCGACCGGCGAAGUCUUGGAACAAUUGUUCCGAUUGGAAUUCCAUGCGUCGAACAACGUGGCCGAAUAUGAAGCACUCGUUGCAGGAUUACGAUUAGCCCUUGGGCUUAAGAUCCGCAACAUUCACGCUUACUAUGACUCUCAGUUAGUCGCACAUCAGUACAGUGGAGAAUACGAAGCGAGGGACGAAAGAAUGGAUGCAUAUCUAAAACUCAUCCAAGACCUCUCCCGAGACUUCAACCACUUCGCCCUCACUAGGAUUCCUCGCUCGGAAAACACUCAGGCGGAUGCCUUGGCCGCACUCACAUCAAGUUCGGAUUCUGGACUAAGACGAAUAAUCCCCGUCGAGUUCAUCGAACACCCAAGCAUCGAACCACCAGUGGUCGCCAAUCUGAUUCGAGCACAAAUCAAAAAUGCGGAGGAAGUCAAAGACCCACCAGAAGAAAACGUGGAUCAGUCGGAAUACGGCUGCGACAGCCCAUGGCUAGAGCCAAUCCGAGCAUACAUAAUCAACGGAACGCUUCCCACUGAGAAAUGGGCGGCCCGUAAAAUCAAGACCCAAGCCGCGCGAUAUGUAACGGUUGAAGGAGAAAUCUACAAAUGGAGAUUCUCUGGCUCACUCAUGACCUGCGCCGAAGGCGAAAAAGCAAGAAGAGUAAUGGAGGAGGUUCAUUCCGGGUCAUGUGGGAACCACUCCGGCGGAAGAUCUCUCGCCGUAAAAAUAAAACGCCAUGGUUAUUACUGGCCAAGUAUGAUCAAGGACUGCGAGAAAUUCGCACGAAAGUGCGAAAAGUGCCAAAGGCACGCGCCGACAAUCCAUCAACCCGCGGAAGUCCUCUCGUCCAUCUCGUCUCCGUAUCCCUUCAUGCGAUGGUCCAUGGAUAUCGCCAGGCCAUUACACAACUCGAAGCAGAAAUGA